CCAACCACAUACGUCUGGUGCGGUGGUGCCUAAUUCUAGAGUCCAUGUAACUUAUCACCCUUUUUCUACAAUCAAACAUUUUUCAUGAGGGACAUGCCGGAAAACUCUACUCCAUUGAUAGCAAAUGCGGCCGGUGGUGGCAGUCAUGGCGGCGAUGAUAGGUGGUGGUGGUGGAAGAAGGUGGUGGAUUGGGAAGAGGCUAAGAUUCAGAUCUUAUUUUCCCUCCCAAUGAUACUAACCAACCUUGCUUAUUAUGCAAUACCAUUAGUAUCCGUCAUGUUUGCCGGCCACCUCGGAGAAGUGGAGCUCGCCGCGGCUAACCUUGCCAACUCGUGGGCCACCGUCACCGGAUUCUCCUUCAUGAUUGGUCUAAGUGGUGCACUGGAGACACUAUGUGGACAAGGAUUUGGAGCAAAGCUAUACAGAAUGUUAGGAAUAUAUCUACAAUCAUCUUGUUUGAUCUCCAUCUUCUUCUCCAUCCUCAUCUCAAUCCUUUGGUUCUUCACUGAACCUGUCCUCAUUUUUCUCCAACAAGAUCCUCAAAUCUCCAAAAUGGCUGCUCUCUACCUUAAACAUCUUGUCCCCAGUCUCUUCGCAUACGCGCUUUUACACAACAUACUAAGAUUUCUCCAAACGCAAUCCGUUGUAUACCCUUUAGUAUUGUGUUCCAUGAUCCCGUUGAUCCUCCAUACCGCCAUUACUUAUGUACUUGUGUAUCACACUUCUCUAGCUUUCGUUGGAGCUUCCGUGGCUGUUUCUGUUUCUCUGUGGAUCGCGGUACUUAUGUUGGCUGGAUACGCGCUUUUUAGCAGACAGUUUAAGGAAACAUGGCAAGGUUUUUCCAUGGAGUCAUUUGAUCAUGUUCUUGUUACACUAAAGCUUGCUCUUCCCUCUGCUGCUAUGGUUUGCUUAGAGUAUUGGGCCUUUGAGUUACUUGUGUUACUAGCAGGGGUUUUACCGGAUUCAGAAAUAACAACUUCCUUAAUUGCAAUGUGUGUAAAUACAGAAGCAAUUGCCUACAUGUUAACAUAUGGGCUCAGUGCUGCUGCAAGCACACGCGUGUCAAAUGAGCUGGGAGCUGGCAACAUCGAUAGAGCAAAACAUGCCAUGGCUGUGACACUAAAACUUUCUGUCAUCCUAGGACUUGUUGUCGUUUUAGCGUUGGGAUUUGGUCACGAUAUUUGGGCCAACUUUUUUAGUGAUAGUCACACGAUCAUUACGAAAUACGCAUCCAUGACUCCCCUGUUGAUGAUCUCCAUUGUUCUUGAUUCUAUCCAAGGAGUCUUAUCAGGGGUGGCAAGGGGAUGCGGUUGGCAACAUCUGGCCGUGUACAUCAACUUAGCAAUGUUUUAUCUCAUUGGCAUGCCGGUUGCAGUUGCCCUAGCGUUUCUGCUAAAACUAUAUGCAAAGGGGUUGUGGAUUGGUUUGAUAUGUGGUCUCUCUUGUCAAACUGGUAGCCUUCUACUACUCGUGUAUCUCAACAAGUGGACGCGAGCAGAACUCAAUGGUGGCAAAAAUUUAGAGAACAUGCUUGUAGUUUAACCAAACAUGUGUUUUUUAGUAAACCAAAAAUAAAAAAGAAUGUAGGGACUCAUGUUUUGCUCUAUAUAUGAAUUACAUUUAGCUAUUGAUUAA
Molecule: messenger RNA, 1635 nt
Organism: Helianthus annuus (common sunflower)
Lineage: Eukaryota; Viridiplantae; Streptophyta; Magnoliopsida; Asterales; Asteraceae
Product: protein DETOXIFICATION 19
Exons: 7
Coding region: 85-1542 (485 amino acids)
Biological process (GO): xenobiotic detoxification by transmembrane export across the plasma membrane
Cellular component (GO): membrane
Molecular function (GO): xenobiotic transmembrane transporter activity; antiporter activity
Source: RefSeq, a predicted model, not a curated record